UAUAAACCAGCACAUGGAGCUUACAUUGAGGUGCAGUCAAAGCACAUCCACAUUUACUCGGCAGUGCUGGUUGUCCACGCUUACUUUACGGGAGUCAGGUACAUACUAUUUAACUACCCCAUCUUCUCGGCUGUGUUUGGCAUAAGCUUCAACAUGACCUUCCUAUCGAUGAUAGCCCUGUUGUCAUGGUACCAGUUUCUAUGGCAACGAGAGUCACAGCAGGUAGUUACCAGGAUUGGCUUUGAGGCAUCGUCAUUUGAACUGAGGAGGUCUGCAACCAGAGAGAGACUGAACAGGGAUAGACACAGUUCUUCGAUUCGACACAACCGAUCGUAUCGCUACGACGGCGGCGACAGCGCGCCAACUACGCGUGCCGAGCUCGUCCUGAGGGCGGCGCAACGCCACGCGGUCAGAGAGGGCAUGGGGUCGUCUGAGCCGCCGCGCAGCCGGUGGAAGCGGCCAGCGAGGGCAUCGGGUCGUCAGAGCCCGCCGUUGCAGGAGGAAGCCGUCAGCGAGGGCAUCGGCGUCGUCGGAAGCCGCCGUGCAGCCGGGGAGAAGCGCAGCGAGUACAAGCGAUGGCGGCGGCCGUGCUGGUGCAAUUCCUUCUGCACGCAGGAAAGAGAUGUCUGA
This is a messenger RNA of Priapulus caudatus, 630 nucleotides long. RefSeq names its product seipin-like. The annotation marks the transcript as partial. Gene Ontology annotation, cellular component: endoplasmic reticulum membrane. Lineage: Eukaryota; Metazoa; Priapulida; Priapulimorpha; Priapulimorphida; Priapulidae. Gene Ontology annotation, biological process: lipid storage; lipid droplet organization. The transcript is spliced from 3 exons. The record is from RefSeq and is a predicted model, not a curated record.